This is a messenger RNA of Aspergillus pseudoviridinutans, 1824 nucleotides long. RefSeq names its product arylsulfotransferase family protein. The record is from RefSeq and is a predicted model, not a curated record. Bases 1 to 1824 code for a protein of 607 amino acids. NCBI's taxonomy places the organism in Eukaryota, Fungi, Ascomycota, Eurotiomycetes, Eurotiales, Aspergillaceae. The transcript is spliced from 2 exons.
AUGUCCUCUUGGACUUGGGCUCCUGCAUGCUUUCGCCGCCACUUCUCAACACUACCUGAUCCAUCCCUCCAGUCGAAAUCCCGGAGCAGGUCCUCCUGCCUGAUUCCCACCGUUGCUGGUGUCUCCGUUUGUCUCCUCUACCUGUUCUACGUCUUCGCCGUUCCUCAGUUGCUUCGGUUCCGCUUUCGGCUCGAUUUAAGCCCGUAUGAUCUUGGAUUCUACGGCUUCGGUCCUUCGCGUAGCUACGUAUCUUUGGAGUAUGAGUCUCCUAUGGUAGACAUCACAGAAUGGGGUUCCGGAUGCGAUUCGCGGUAUACGUUUCUUGCUCCUCGCGGUGACUCAGUCGCCCACCCUGGGCCCGUCAUUCUGGACGCUGAUGGCGAAUUGGUGUGGAUGAAGUAUAAUUGGGAUACAACGCAGGACUUCAAAGUACAGCGAUACAAUGGCGCAGAUUACUUGACAUACUGGGAAGGGACUGAAGUGGAAAGUCGUGGCUACGGGUCAUGGUACAUGCUCGAUUCGACCUACACCCAGAAAUACCAGAUAUCCCCCGUCGGCAACUUCGGGGGCGGCGAUCUGCACGAAUUCCACAUCACCGAGCAGGGGACAGCUCUUGUCACUGUUUACGACCCUGUUCCCGCAGAGCUGACCUCCAUAGGAGGACCGGAGCUAGGUUGGAUCCUUGAUUGUAUUUUCCAAGAGAUCGACAUCGAGACAGGCGAAUUGCUUUUCGAAUGGCGCGCGUCUAAGCAUUACCCCGUCAAGAGCACCUACGAACCACUGAACGCAGCGGGGAAGGAUAGGAAUCACGCGUUCGACUACUUUCACAUAAACAGCGUCGAUAAAGAUGAGCAGGGGAACUAUCUUGUCUCUGCGAGACAUCUCCAUGCCGUCAGCUACAUCGACCACGUCACUGGGGACGUGCUAUGGACUCUAGGCGGCAAGUUGAACGAAUUUACGGACUUGUCUAACGGACAAGCCACAAAUUUCGCCUGGCAGCACGAUGCCCGGUGGCACGCCAACAACACAAUUACACUAUUUGACAACGCUGCGCAUUCAAGCAGCGAUCCGGACAGUGAAAGUCGGGGCCUGGCCAUCCAACUCGAUAUCUCCGGCCGCACAGCCGAGCUGCUCGCCGAAUACUACCAUCCUCAACAGAUGAGGGCCGUAUCGCAAGGGAAUGUCCAACUUUUGGAUGAAAGUGGCCGGGUCCUGGUUGGCUGGGGCCACAGCGCAGCUUUUACGGAGUACACUGCUGACGGGGACUUGCUCUGCGACGUCCACUUUGGCGCUUCUGCGUUCUUCUCCUUCGGUCGGGUCGUGUCUUAUCGUGCGUCCAAGGGUACCUGGGUGGGCAGACCACACACAAUCCCCGACGCGGCGGUCAUGGGCGACCAUGUGUACGUGAGCUGGAACGGUGCAACGGAGGUGGUAGCCUGGCGACUGGAAGUCUGGGACACGCGCGCUAUUGAGGAUAGCACGUUUGACGUGAUCGCUCAGUUCGCAAAGACCGGGUUCGAGACGGAGAUUGAAAUUCCCGAGGAACUGGGCAGUCCGCUUUUCCGCCUGGCGGCUUUGGAUGCCGACGGCAAGGUGUUGGGGUACACCGAAGUCCUUCAGACGGAUCAAGGCGCCGAUGUGGAUGAACUUCUUGACCUGCACAACUGGAUUGUGGCUGCUGCUUUUAUUGUCGGUGUCGGGGGUCUGUUACUCGGUCUUUACCUGUGUUGCGGCUGUUUUCGGAUCUUUUCUCGACGCCGUCGUCGGCCGAAUGAGUACCAGCUGGUGGCCUUUGGUGAUAACGAUGAGAAUGGUUCCGUUUAG